This is a messenger RNA of Musa acuminata subsp. malaccensis (wild Malaysian banana), 1519 nucleotides long. Its product is annotated as GDP-mannose transporter GONST3-like. Gene Ontology annotation, molecular function: antiporter activity; GDP-fucose transmembrane transporter activity. Lineage: Eukaryota; Viridiplantae; Streptophyta; Magnoliopsida; Zingiberales; Musaceae. The record is from RefSeq and is a predicted model, not a curated record. Gene Ontology annotation, cellular component: Golgi apparatus.
CCUUCUUCCUGGUUGGUAGGCUGCUUUAGGGUGGUCUGGCCGAACAAGACUCGAGAAGAAAGAGAGAAAGGCUUUCGAAGAUGUCCGUUGACACUGAAACACCAAAAGUCGUUCCUAGCAGUGAGAAUGAUUUGUCAUCAACAUCUGCAAGUGGUUUGACCUGGAAGGACACUCUAAUCAGCUUCCGACAGCAAGCAUCAAUAUAUGGUGUAGCUGCUGGCUAUUGUGUUUCUGCAUCCCUCCUGUCCAUAAUCAACAAAUGGGCAGUCAUGAAGUUUCCCUACCCAGGUGCUUUGACAGCCUUACAAUACUUAACCAGUGCAUUUGGUGUUCUGGUUUGUGGGUGGUUAAGGCUUGUGGAUCAUGACAGUCUUGACCUCAUUACCAUGUGGAAGUUCUUACCAGCCGCAGUCAUCUUUUACCUGUCCCUCUUCACAAACAGUGAGCUCCUCCUCCAUGCCAAUGUGGACACUUUUAUCGUCUUCCGUUCUGCCGUUCCUGUGUUCGUGGCUGUUGGAGAGACUGUCUUCCUUAACCAGCCAUGGCCUUCACCCAGGACAUGGAUUUCCUUGGCAACUAUCUUCGGCGGCAGUGUCAUCUAUGUUCUCACAGACUACCAGUUCACAAUUACUGCCUACGCUUGGGCUGUGGCGUAUCUGGUGAGCAUGUCGAUAGAUUUUGUGUACAUAAAGCAUGUUGUCAUGACCAUUGGGCUCAACACAUGGGGCUUGGUGUUGUACAACAAUUUGGAGGCUUUGAUGCUCUUCCCCUUGGAGUUACUCAUAAUGGGAGAGCUGAAGAAGAUUAAGCAUGACAUCUCUGACGAAUCGAACUGGUAUUCUUUCAGUGUGGUUUUGCCGGUGGCUGUGUCAUGCUUGUUUGGCUUGGCAAUAUCCUUCUUCGGAUUCUCCUGCAGAAGGGCAAUCUCUGCGACAGGUUUCACGGUGCUUGGCAUAGUGAACAAGCUCCUCACUGUCGUGAUAAAUCUGGUGAUAUGGGACAAGCAUUCCACCCUGAUCGGCACGAUAGGUCUGCUGAUAUGCAUGUUUGGAGGUGUCCUCUACCAGCAGUCCACUACCAAGCCUAAGAAGGCAGAGACUGAGCCCAAGUCUCAUAUCAGAGACGAGGAGCAGCAACAGUUGUUGGAGAUGCAAGCUCCUGCAGAAACUGAUUCAACCAGGCAGCAUAUUGUCUCAGUAGAUACAAAAUAAGAUUUUUUUACUAUUCAUUGAAAUCAUGUGGGAAUUCUCUCACUUUCAACUUUCAACGGCUAGCUUGCCAUAAUAGAGUUACCGAGAAAGUUGCUUGCAGAUGUAGUACAUCAGUUGAAGCAGCAUAUCGACAAAGUUUGGGGCUGUGCUCUCAUCCAAAGUCAGAAAUUGAUUGACAUAAUAUGAGAAUAUAUUUUAGCUGAGCUAAAUGUUUGUGGACACCCUCAAUUUGGUUGACUAUAAUUGGUUCAUUGAAUGGUACACCAAUGGCAGCAAGCCAUCGAUUCCAGCUGUCGGUAUUUUGAUCA